This is a messenger RNA of Xiphias gladius (swordfish), 7222 nucleotides long. It is a transcript of the gene rasa3, whose product is annotated as RAS p21 protein activator 3. The record is from RefSeq and is a predicted model, not a curated record. The coding region runs from base 174 to 2675 and encodes 833 amino acids. NCBI's taxonomy places the organism in Eukaryota, Metazoa, Chordata, Actinopteri, Istiophoriformes, Xiphiidae. The transcript is spliced from 24 exons. Gene Ontology annotation, biological process: intracellular signal transduction; regulation of GTPase activity; negative regulation of Ras protein signal transduction. Gene Ontology annotation, molecular function: GTPase activator activity.
GCUUGUGCCCAACCAGCCAGCAGCGGCAGUGGUCGAGCCGGAGUAUGAUCGCUGUGCGGAGCGCAUAGAUGUGCAAAACCCCUGGAAUAUCCGUGCGCUGGAGAGGCCAGAACCGACCACCGUGGGGGACUGUCUUUAUUUAGUCGUCUAAAGGGAAAGAACCACGGCGAAGCAUGGCGGUAGAAGAGGAAGGUCUCCGGGUUUUCCAGAGCGUUAAAAUAAAAAUAGGAGAAGCAAAAAACAUCCCUCCAUACCCAGGCCCAAACAGGAUGAGGGAUUGUUACUGCACUGUCAACCUGGACCAAGAGGAGGUCUUCAGGACCAAGAUCGUCGAGAAAUCACUUUGUCCGUUCUAUGGGGAGGACUUCUACUGUGAGAUCCCACGUAGCUUCAGACACCUCUCCUUCUACAUCUUCGACAGGGACGUGUUCAGGAGGGACUCCAGUAUCGGCAAGGUUGCAGUGAAGAAAGAGGACCUGCAGAAAUAUCAUGGCAAAGACACCUGGUUCCAGCUACAACCUGUCAGUGCUGACUCAGAGGUGCAGGGAAAAGUUCACCUGGAGCUGCGUCUGAGUGAAGUCAUCACAGACAGCGGAGUCAUCAGCCAUAAACUAGCAACACGAGUGUUGGAGUGUCAAGGUCUUCCAAUCGUCAACGGCCAAUGUGAUCCCUACGCUGCUGUCUCCUUACUAGGACCUUCAAGGUCAGAUGCCAAAAAGACAAAGGUGAAGAGGAAAACCAACAAUCCACAGUUUGAGGAGGUUUUCUAUUUUGAGGUGACGCGGCCAUUAAGUUACACGAAGCGGCAGUUCGAUGUUGAAGAAGAGGAUGUCGAUAAACUGGCACUGAGGGUGGAUCUGUGGAACGCCAGCAACCUGAAGUUCGGGGAUGAGUUCCUGGGAGGUGUGCGGGUCCCUCUGCGGGUCCUGGGUCAAGCCGGGGUCCACGAUGCAUGGUACUUUCUCCAGCCGAGGGAGAAUGGAGGGAAGUCAGUGAAGGUAGAAGAGCUUGGCUCUCUACGUUUGAACAUCGUUUACACUGAGGACCACGUCUUCCCCUCCGAACAUUACACCCCCCUCAGAGAUCUACUGCUGCACUCUGCUAAUGUAGAGCCUGUGUCGGCGUCCACUGCUCAUACUCUGGGGGAGGUGUGUCGAGAGAAGCAAGAAGCCGCCAUUCCCCUUGUGCGUCUCUUCCUUCACUACGGCAAGAUCGUGCCUUUCAUCAGCGCCAUCGCUCACGCUGAAGUCAACCGCACACAGGAUCCAAAUACCAUUUUCCGGGGAAACUCGCUGACUUCUAAGUGCAUUGAUGAGACCAUGAAGCUAGCAGGAAUGCAUUAUCUGCAAGUCACACUCAAACCCAUCAUAGAUGAGAUCUGCACAGAACACAAACCCUGUGAAAUCGACCCAGUCAAACUCAAAGAGUCUGAGAACCUGGACACAAACAGGGAAAACCUUCGUCAGUAUGUCGACCGAAUCUUCAACGUUAUCACCACCUCUGGCGUUCGCUGUCCCACCGUCAUGUGUGAUAUCUUCUUCUCUCUGAGAGAGUCUGCAGCCACCCGUUUCCAAGUUGACCAAGAUGUCAGAUACACAGCCGUGAGCAGUUUCAUCUUCCUGCGUUUCUUUGCUCCAGCCAUUCUCUCCCCCAACUUGUUCCAUCUACGGCCGCACCAUCCAGAUCCCGCCACCUCACGAACCCUGACCCUCAUCUCCAAGACGAUCCAGACCCUGGGAAGUCUCGCAAAGUCUAAAUCUGCCAAUUUCAAAGAGUCUUACAUGGCUGCAUUUUAUGACUACUUCAAUGAACAGAAAUAUGCAGACGCUGUAAAGAAUUUCCUGGACCUGAUCUCCACCUCUGGCAAAUGGGAUCAGAAGAGUAUUGAGACACCAAUCAUGCUCAAAGAGGGAUUUAUGAUAAAGAGAGCACAAGGGAGAAACCGGUUUGGAAUGAAGAACUUCAAAAAGAGAUGGUUUCGCCUCACCAACCAUGAGUUUACAUACCACAAAACAAAAGGUGAGGGAGCUCUGUGCAGCAUUCCCAUAGAAAACAUCCUGGCUGUAGAGAGGCUGGAGGAGGAGUCUUUCAAGAUGAAAAAUAUGUUCCAGGUUAUCCAGCCAGAGCGGGCACUCUAUAUCCAGGCCAACAACUGCGUCGAGGCACGCGACUGGAUCGACAUCCUGACCAAAGUCAGCCAGUGCAACCGCAAACGCCUGAGCACCUACCAUCCUUCAGCCUACCUCAACGGCCACUGGCUCUGCUGCAAGCUCUCAGCAGACACAGCCCCUGGGUGUACACCUUGCACUGGCAGUCUCCCAGCAAACAUUCAGCUGGAUGUAGAUGGAGACAGAGAGACUGAGAGGAUUUAUUCCCUGUUCAGCACAUACAUGACCAAACUGAUCAAGAUGCAAGAGGCCUGUGGCAGUAAGUCUGUGUACGACGGACCCGAACAGGAGGAGUACUCCAGUUUUGUCAUUGACGACCCCCAGGAGACCUACAAAACCCUGAAGCAGAUUGUUUCAGCUGUGCAGACCUUGGAGCAGCAGCACACCAAGUACAAACGGGACAAGUUCAAGAAGACAAAGAUAGGCAGCCAGGAGCAUCCAAUUGGAGACAAGAGUUUUCAGUGCUACAUCCGCCAGCAGUCUGAGAGCUCCACCUACUCCAUCUAGCCAUGACCCCGUAUACUGUUUCUAUGAUGCCCAGAACCAGCAUAUUUUUCUUUACUGCGAAAAAAUCCAUCUUAACAAUGCUCUGGGUCUAGCAUUGAGCUUGAAAUCUUUAUUUUUCCUUAAAACACGUCACGUCAACAAACAAAAGUCAUCAAGGUGAGAUUAUUUCACUUGUUUCCAAUACAGUGUAUCCAUGCUCUAAGGAAUAUUUCUCUUUUUUUUAAUGACAUUUCUGAAAGCAGAUGAUGCUGGUUUGGAAACAAGUAUAACCUGAUAUACUGAUUUGUUGAGUUGUAAGAAAAAAUGAGUUUGAAGACUCACUGCCAGACUGGAUGAGCAGUGUAGAUGGACUUUUUUGCAGUGUCUCAAGGUGCAUCACUCCAAAUUCGGAGAAACAGACCUCAUCAAGAGUGGGAAAAAGAAGAACAGUUGUGGAAGGAAGAAGGGAUACGAAUGAAGACGAUUAUCACACAAUACAUCUAUUUGGGUCUCCUUUCUGUGAUGUGACGAGAGAACAAACAAACGUUUUCACUGGACAGUUUUUGACAGUGACCAACACGCACUUUAAUCAUCUCCAAAUCUAUGGAUGAACAAGCCUCGCAGCACACUUUCAAAAAGCUUAUUUUAUCUGUUUGAUUUGUAUUUGGUUAUUUUAAAGGUUGUUGAAAUGUUCCAUUGUAUUUCACGUCUGACAGACCAAACUCUAGAAGGAAAGAAGGACUGGAAUUUUUCCUCCCUUUGGGUGGUUUUGUCCGCAUGUACCCGUUUUUCAUUUUUUAGUUUUGUCCCCAACCUCCUCAGGAAGGCUGUGAAGGUAACACAAAGAGGGAUCGACAGGACCAAACACGGCCCAGAGAAGCUUGAUGUUGGCUAUCAAAAAUCACUCCACAGACAAUUUUAUCCCUCAGUUUUAAUCUUUAUCAUCAAACUGCAAACAGAUGUAUAGGUUCAUGUUUUCAGGUUUCAUCUGUAGCACCGUGUAACCAGUUCCUGGGUCAAAGGAAUAGCUUGGUUUUGGAGAGUUUGUUUCUGUUUUUUUCUGCUUUCAUUGAGUCAGAUAGACCCAUGGAUGCCUUUUUUGUAUAUUUGUAUGCUUUUUGAAGGUAUGUUAAACAGUUUCUUAGUGUGGCUGAGUUAAUGGAUGUCAAGUUACAGCUUCACUUUAAGUAAGUCAAAAUACAGUGGAUGGCUGAUUAGCUGAACUUCAUCUAUGAACAAAGAAAUUAGAUCAUGUGCAAGUUCAAAACCACUUUUUGUUGAUAUCAGGGCAGAUUAACCCACUAGGAUCUUGGGGUGAAAUGUGUUGUGGGCCUCUAUUAACUCUCACAAUGUGAAUUUGUGCAUAAGCACAACCUUAUUUUGUAAAAUGCACUGUUUAACCACAAUAUAAACCAUAAAAUACAAAAUAAUAAUGUUUUUACAAUAUACACUCAGUGGCAGCUUUAUUAGGUUCACCUGUAUAUUGCUAUUCAGUACAAAAGCUCUACAGUAAAUUCUGCUUUUACAGGUUUUAUCAUGUCCAGUUUUUGGAAUGUGUAAAUUCAAUCCUAUUUUUAUCAUUGUGGAUAUAGUUAAAGGUAGUGUUGUGCUGGACUACAUCAUAUUGAGAGGUGCUUCUAAUGUUUUUUUCCUUUGUAUUUACAAACAUGAGUGGGGUAGAAUAUUAGAAAACACAUCUGAAUAUAAUGCAAUCCAGUACAGCAACACCACUAACCAUGACCUCAGUGCUAUGACAGUGUCAAAAAAACUCAAUAUUAUAGGCAUAAUAAAAGUAGACUUUAUGGAAGAACAGUUGUAUCGUACUGCAUUAGACUGUACAGGUGUAUAUAAUAAAGUGGCCACUGAGUGUAUAUAGUGUGCAUACAUAAUUACCUGACACAUUUGUAAUUAAUUAAGUUACCACAAACUAACUACCACAUGCUGAACCUAGAGCCUCCGGGCCCCUGUGGGUCUUGGGUUUUUGGGCAGUUGCCUGUUCUCCCCAACCCUGGUUGACAUGUACAUACAUCCAUGGUGUAUGAAUAUUAGCAAAUCUAGACGAGUAAAUUUAACCAUAACUAUUACAGGUUCAUAUGCAUGGGGAACAUUUUUUAUUUUGCUGCUCUUAAGACGGGCCGAUACUUGUUCCCGACACCAGUAAGUAGGCUCAGAUAAGAUCAGCAUUCAACAUACCCUCAAACUGCAUGCAGACAUACAGUAAUAACGGCAUGUGCUUGUUUCACUCUGUGGAUGUAGAAAAAGUAAUAAAAGCCAAACAAUCCCUUCAACUAUCACAAAACAGAAACUAUGUGUUAGCACAGCUCAUUAACAAGGAUGGUUUUUAGUUUCUCUUCUAAUUAAUCCAUAUACUAACAUUUUAACCAGUCUUGUCUCAAGUUAUGAUUGUGAAAUGGAUAGUGUAUUACUGAUUGUGUUGCCCAGUUGGCUGCCUAAUAAUGUACUUCUGUUUAGUUAGUUAGCUCUGUCUUACUUUGGUAAGACAGCUGCCCCCUGUAGUUUAAAACCUAUUUAUAUGCAUUCCUCUGAGAAACUGCCUGCUGUGAAUCUUACUGGUCAGCACCUCAGAAUCUGUUGAAGGUACAGGAUUUAUUGUCGUUAACCAGUUGUGUUGUGUUGUUCUGCGCUUCCCAAAGGCAACCACUCACAUUGGCAUUUAUAUUCAUCAGCACUCGCUCUCGCCAAACCUGGGCAUGUGAAGUAUAGUUGUAGCCACAGCGAUGGUAGCCGCCACGUGUCAUUUCUGUGUGACCAGGCGACUACAAACCACAGACGGAUUUUGUAUUUUCCAAAACUUAGUACUUGUUUAUGUAGCUUUGUGGGUGUUUUGGUGGUCACAGGAUCCCAAACAGUGCCAGUCAUUACUUUUCUAAAAUUCUUUUCGAAAAACAAACAAAAAAUAUCAUUGUUUAGAUAUGUUUUUUAUAUCUGAAAACCUAUAACUGUUUUAAAAACAGACAGCAAUUAUUCAGAUGACAUCUUUUUCUUUGUCAAAUAUGUUGAUCUAGGAACUAUAAGGAAAGUUUGAAACUAUUUGACUCUGUUUUCUAUCUUUGUCUUGUCAUACAGAAAUCUUGCUGUGUGUCUGAAUUGAAUGACUGAGGUGUGUGCGCUUUGUGCGUAUGUGCUUGUUUGUGUCAGUAUGCGCAUGACUGACUGACAUGAAGUGUUGUAUUGCCAAUGGAAUUGCCCCAGUGUUACAGGUCAGGAAAGGCAGCGUCCGAAAAUCACUGCCUGUAAUUUUACUAAAGACUGUAACUGGACUGUGGACACACUGUUACUUUACUCUGGCCUGAUAUGAUGUAUCUCCUCUUUCCUCUUGUAUAGAACCACUGAUCCUUUUAAAAGAACCUUUGCCAAUAUAUUCUCCCCAAACAUCUUAUGUAUGCAAUACAGUAAUACCAUUAAUGAAACAUUAAGUGAGCAGCAUUGGUUUAACCUCCGAACUAUGGUGAGUGUUUGUUUCUACCAGUUACUAACUCUCCUCAGGUUUGUUUUUUUUUUUUUUUCGGCCAAGACCGAGGAGACUCGGACUGAUGAUUAAACCGCCAAACAGUUCUGACUCUCAUCGCUAACUUUGUAAUCAUACUUAUCAUAAUUUUUUUAGCAAAACCUUCCCAGAAAUAUCAGCUGAAUUGGUGGGGUAAUGGAAGUUAUGGUAAUGGGAAGUCUUCCACCCUGAAGCCCACAAAAGAAUGACUUAUGCAAUAAUUGUGUUUCAGCAUGCAAUAAUAUUAAAAACACCCACAAUAAACCCAUAUAAAUGAUCACAAAUUAACAAUGCACAUCUUCUGACCUUUUGCAGUAAAAUGCCUCUUCAGAUAAACACAUAUUAUAAAGGGAGAACAGUGUAUUUUGUACAAAUAUUUUAAAAGUAUUAAAAUAAGCCUGUUAUUUGUGUACAUAAAACAGUUGAAUGAACGGUGAAAAUGUUACGUGUUUUUUUUCCUGAAUAACUAAAUGAAACCAAUAUUAAUGCAAAUGUGGUGUCUGUGUCAUUUGUUAAAAAUUCAUUCUGUCUCUAAACUAUACUGUACAGACUCACAUCAGGGGCCUUAUUUAGUUCCAAUUAUUAAAGUGGUUUUGUUAAAAUAAGUCAGAUGAUGGACUCAGGAAGAUGUUUUGAUAAUAGUGUGUAUAGCUGUGGUGCUGCCCGUCUUCUGUAUGUGUUUUCAUUGUAUGUUUGUGUGAAUGAUUGUUUGUUUUGACUUUUAUGAAUCCAUUAAUUCAGAUAUUUUUCACAGCAUAUAUUUUGACAUGACAGAGCAGGAAAAGCACGCGUGACAUAAAUUAAUGUGCACAUUCCUGGUAUGAUUUUUGGAAACAUGUAAGUGGAACAGAGCUUUGAUUAUUGUUAUUAUUUCCACCUGUACUUUCCCUCCCAUGAAAAGCCAAUCAUUUGCUGUAAAACAAAGAAAUGCCUUCGAAACGAUGUCACUGUAUUUCCCAAGAUGGUCCACUGCCUCUCUCCUUUGUCUGUUGUCAUAUACAGUGUAUCAUCUGAACUCAAAAUGGAUGUCUUGUUGAAUCAAAUUGCCAAGAACUGUUUU